AUGGACAUGCUGGCUGCGGCAGGGUUCAGGGCAAGGAAGGUACGAGAUCGUGCACGAGGGAAGAGCAAGCGUGAGGAUUUAGAGGUGGAGGAAGAGCAUAAUGUCAGCAGCAAGAAAUUGAUUCUUGGCAUCGACGUGCCAUGUUCCGUCGUCGAGUAUCACACAGAGGACAAGCUCCAUAGACCCCGAGUGUUUGGAAAGAACAAGAACGUUCGUCUGCCUGCUCUUCAGCUACGCCGUUCGAAUAUCCCAUUUGGCGGACUUGGGGUAUUUGCAAAGGAAAGGAUUGAGAAGGGAGCUUGGAUCACGGAGUAUGGAGGGGAAGUGAUCGGGCGGGAAAACCUUUGCAUAGACUCAAGGUUGAGGGGCAAAUGGAAUUUAGAUUACUAUGUUGGAAAUCAUAUGCUAGGAGGUUUUUUCAAUGAUGCAUAUGGAACACCAUUCUCAUUGAAUUCUACGUAUGUUGAGGUGGAGGGGAAAGUUGGAUUCCAACCACCGUAUGCGGGAGCCCCAUACAUAUCAAAGAGAAUCUUCCUUAGGGCAACGGCAGACAUCGAGGCGGGCGAAGAGCUGUUUGUGUCUUACGGACAGACGUAUCAUGUACUGCAUUUUAAUCCAACACACGAACAUUAA
Molecule: messenger RNA, 633 nt
Organism: Guillardia theta CCMP2712
Lineage: Eukaryota; Cryptophyceae; Pyrenomonadales; Geminigeraceae
Exons: 6
Coding region: 1-633 (210 amino acids)
Molecular function (GO): protein binding
Source: RefSeq, a predicted model, not a curated record